Molecule: messenger RNA, 5351 nt
Organism: Microcebus murinus (gray mouse lemur)
Lineage: Eukaryota; Metazoa; Chordata; Mammalia; Primates; Cheirogaleidae
Source: RefSeq, a predicted model, not a curated record
CUCCUGCGGGUACCAGUCUGGCCUGCUCUGGAGGACUGUGAGGCAGGGGGGGCAGACGGGUGGUCCAGAGUGUAGGACUCUGGUGCGGGGGCUCAUAGAUUCUCCUCACAGGAAGAAGCUGGGGUCCCUGCUUGGAGCAUUUUUCCUCUAAGUUUUCUCCUGUUUCCCCAAGAGAGUUCUCAUUGAAGGCCAUGAACUACAAUAGGCAGUAGAUGGCAGUACAGGAUUACAAAUCUUGGAGAACUCCCUCCCUUUCCAACUCCAAGCCUGAAUUCCGUCUUAGUCUAAAGCCAGAGGCCAGCUCCUCCCCCGCCUCUCGGCAGGAGUUCCCCUCUAGGUUGGGAGCAUCUCACGUGGGGAAAGGGGAACCUUUUUGAGCCGCCAACCACUGGCCCUGACAAAAUGAUGUUGGAAGAAUCCCACCUUGGCAACCAGCAGGAGCUAGUGCAGGAUGAGCCUCAGACUCGCCUCCUGAGUGUGACAGCCCGGCGGGGCCCACGCAGCUUACCUCCAAUUCCUUCAGCUUCCAGAACAGGCUUUGCAGAAUUUUCCAUGAGGGAACGCAUGAGAGAGAAAUUACAAGCAGCGAGGUCCAAAGCAGAAAGUGCAUUGCUACAGGAAAUUCCCACCCCUCGACCUCAGCGCUUACGGAGUCCCACUGUGAAAGAAUUGGAGACUGAAUUCGGCACGGAGUCAGGUAAAGAGGUAGGAAGCACUCAACAAGAAGAUGACACCCAAAGUUAUGCAAGAGUGAAGUUCCAUGUUUCUGCACGAAAAAUCAAGUCUAAACCCCAGGUUCCACCAGGUUUCCCUUCUGCAGAAGAGGCCUAUAAUUUCUUUACUUUCACCUUUGAUCCUGAACCAGAGGAAGCAGAGGAAAAGCCAAAACAUGGAGAUGGAACUCACCAAGAGGAGGAGGAAGGGGAGGAAGAGCCACCUACAGAAGAAGGAGCCAACAGAAUGGAUGAGGAAGAGCUGCUUCACGGUAAAGAUGCCGAGGACUUCCUACUGGGCUUAGAUCACACGGCUGAUGAGUUUCUGGCAGUCAGACCUGCACAUUAUGAAAGCGUCCAUGUGCGGCUGCAGAGGGAAAAGGAAAUGCUCUUCAUACCCAGCAGGCUGACAGUGCCUACCUAUAAAAAGCUUCCUGAAAAUGUACAGCCCAGAUUCCUGGAAGACGAAGGCCUUUACAUUGGGGAAAGGCCGGAGGUGGCACGCACCAAUCAGAACAUCAUGGAGAACAGACUGCUGACGCAGGAGUCUGGGCGAAGGUGGUUUGGAGACGAUGGCCGGAUCCUAGCCCUGCCAAACCCCAUCAAGCCGUUUCCUUCAAGGCCCCCAGUGUUCAUGCAGGAGCAAAGCAUCAAGGCAGAACUGGAAACAUUGUAUAAAAAGGCAGUGAAAUAUGUCCACCGUAGCCAGCAUAUGAUUGGAUCUGGAGACCCUGCUGGAAAUUUCCAACUGGACAUUGAUAUUUCAGGGUUAAUAUUCACUCAUCAUCCCUGUUUUAGCCGAGAGCAUGUCUUGGCAGCCAAGCUGGCCCAGUUAUAUGAUCAGUACCUUGCAAGACACCAGAGAAACAAGGCAAAGUUUCUUACUGAUAAGCUUCAAGCUCUAAGAAAUGCUGUUCAGACUGGCCUUAAUCCAGAAAAACCUCAUCAGUCUCUUGAUACAAUCCAAAAAACCAUCAAUGAGUAUAAAUCUGAAAUUCGGCAAACAAGAAAACUGCGGGAUGCUGAACAAGAAAGAGACCGAACGUUACUUAAGACCAUCAUUAAAGUUUGGAAGGAGAUGAAAUCCCUUCGAGAGUUCCAGAGGUUCACAAAUACACCCUUGAAACUUGUUUUGAGAAAGGAAAAAGUUGACCAGAAAACAGAUGAAGAAGCAUAUGAAGCAGAAAUUCAAGCUGAAAUAAGUGAAUUGUUGGAAGAGCACACGGAGGAAUAUGAACAGAAGAUGGAAGAGUACAGAACAUCGUACCAGCAGUGGAAAGCCUGGAAGAAAGCCCAAAGGGCCAAGAAGAAGAAAAAGAAACAGGCGACAGAAGAACAUCCCGAGGAGGAGACGGAGGAGCCGUACCCUGAGGAGGACCCUGUGAAGCCCAGCCCUCCGGAGCCCACUGAUCGGGCAGCGGUGGAGCAGCAGGUGAGGGAGAGAGCGGCCCAGAGCAGGAGGAGGCCUGGGGAGCCCACGCUGCUCCCAGAGCUGAGCCUGGCGGGGAGUGUGACGCCCAACGACCAGUGCCCCAGGGCAGAGGUUUGGCGAAGGGAAGAUGUAAAGAGGCGCUCAGUGUACUUAAAGGUGCUCUUCAACAACAAGGAGGUGUCCAGGACGGUCAGUCGGCAACUAGGGACAGACUUCCGAGUUCACUUUGGUCAGAUUUUCAAUCUGCAAAUAUUCAACUGGCCGGAGAGUUUAACACUUCAGGUCUAUGAAACUGUUGGACACAGUAGCCCCACCUUGCUAGCAGAAGUAUUUCUGCCUAUCCCUGAGACCACCAUUGUUACUGGAAGGGCUCCGAUUGAAGAAGUGGAGUUUAGCAGUAAUCAGCAUGUGACACUGGACCACGAGGGAGUUGGAAGUGGAGUGCCCUUCUCAUUUGAAGCUGAUGGCAGUAAUCAACUGAUUUUGAUGACUUCAGGGAAAGUGUCCCACAGUGUGGCCUGGGCCAUUGGAGAAAAUGGGAUACCUUUAAUUCCUCCAUUGUCACAGCAGAACAUUGGAUUUCGGAGUGCUUUGAAGAGAGCAGAUGCCAUCUCAUCUAUUGGCACAUCAGGAGUGACAGACAUGAAAAAGUUGGCCAAGUGGGCAGCAGAGUCCAAGCUGGACCCAAAUGACCCCAACAAUGCCCCUUUGAUGCAGCUAAUCUCGGUUGCAACCAGUGGUGAAUCCUAUGUCCCUGAUUUCUUUCGACUGGAACAGCUGCAACAGGAAUUUAAUUUUGUUUCAGAUGAAGAAUUGAAUAGAUCCAAACGAUUCAGGCUUCUUCAUCUUAGAAGCCAACAGGUGCCAGAAUUCCGAAAUUAUAAGCAAAUUCCAGUAUAUGACCGAGAAAUUAUGGAAAAGGUAUUCCAGGACUAUGAGAAACGGUUACGAGACAGAAAUGUAAUUGAAACCAAGGACCACAUAGACACGCAUAGGGCCGUGGUAGCCAAGUACCUCCAGCAGGUUAGAGAAUCAGUGAUAAAUCGUUUCUUAAUUGCAAAACAACAUUUUCUUCUUGCUGAUUUGGUAGUAGAAGAAGAAGUUCCCAAUAUCAGUUCUGAAGGCUCAGGCAUUUUGGGCCUAAACCUUUUCAAGCUGGCCGAACAAAAGCGACCACUGAGGCCAAGGAGAAAAGGUCGGAAGAAGGUGACAGCCCAAAACCUGUCUGAUGGAGACAUAAGGCUGCUGGUGAAUAUAAUCCGGGCUUAUGACCUUCCAGUGAGGAAGCCAACAGCAAGCAAAUUCCAGCAGCCAUCCAGGUCUUCAAGGACAUUCAGGGAAAAGCAUGCUGCUUCCCCAGACACACGAAGCCCCACCCACAGUGCUGACUACCCCCUCGGCCAGGUUUUAGUACGUCCUUUUGUAGAAGUCUCUUUUCAACGAACGAUUUGCCACACAACCACAGCUGAAGGACCAAACCCCAGUUGGAAUGAAGAACUUGAACUUCCAUUUAGGGCUCCUAACGGGGAUUAUAGCACAGCCAGUCUGCAGUCAGUAAAAGAUGUUGUGUUCAUUAAUAUUUUCGAUGAAGUACUAUAUGAUGUCUUAGAGGAUGACCGGGAAAGAGGAAAUGGAAUCCAUACCCGCAUCGAGAGACACUGGUUGGGAUGUGUGAAAAUUCCAUUUAGCACAAUAUAUUUUCAAGCAAGGAUCGAUGGAACAUUCAAAAUAGAUAUUCCCCCAGUUCUUCUGGGCUACAGUAAGGAGCAAAACAUGAUUAUUGAGCGGGACUUUGAUUCUGUCCGAAGCUUAAGUGAAGGGUCCUACAUCACCCUGUUUAUUACCAUUGAGCCACAGUUGGUUCCUGGAGAGUCAGUUCGAGAAAAGAUGAAUGACAUGCUUAAAAAGUUUGAUUCUCAGGAAGAUGAGAAAUUGCUUCAAGCAACAGAGAAGUUUCAAGCUGAAUGUGCCUUAAAGUUUCCAAAACGUCAGUGCCUUGCAACAGUAAUUGACAUAAGUGGCAAGACUGUUUUUAUUACACGCUAUCUCAAACCUUUAAACCCUCCCCAGGAGCUCCUUAAUAUCUACCCCAAUAAUCCACAAGCAACUGCAGAACUGGUGGCUCGAUAUGUGUCCUUGAUUCCUUUCUUGCCUGACACUGUUUCAUUUGCUGGUCUCUGUGACCUGUGGAGCACAUCUGAUCAAUUUCUUGAUCUCCUGGCAGGAGAUGAAGAAGAACAUGCAGUAUUACUAUGCAAUUAUUUUCUGUUCCUGGGUAAGAAGGCCUGGCUGGUGAUGGGCAAUGCUAUUCCUGAGGGUCCAACUGCCUAUGUACUAACUUGGGAGAAAAGUCAUUAUUUAAUAUGGAAUCCCUGCAGUGGAAAUUUUUAUGGACAAUUUGAUACAUUCUGUCCCUUGAAAAAUGUAGGCUGUUUAAUAGGUCCUGAUAAUAUUUGGUUUAAUAUUCAACAAUAUGAUUCUCCACUAAGGAUAAAUUUUGAUGUUACCAAGCACAAGCUGUGGAAAUCUUUCUUUUCAAGAAGUCUUCCAUAUCCUGGCCUUUCCAGUGUUCAGCCUGAAGAGCUAAUUUACCAGAACACAGACAAAGCAGCUGCAGCUGAGCUACAAGACAGGAUUGAAAAGAUACUAAAAGAAAAAAUCAUGGACUGGAGGCCACGCCAUCUGACCCGGUGGAAUAGGUACUGUACCUCCACUCUGCGUCAUUUCUUGCCUCUGUUAGAAAGUAGUCAAGGAGAAGAUAUAGAAGAUGACCACAGAGCAGAACUGCUGAAACAGCUGGGAGACUACAGGUUCUCUGGAUUUCCCCUUCACAUGCCUUAUUCUGAGGUGAAGCCUUUAAUUGACGCUGUGUAUAGCACUGGAGUACAUAAUAUUGAUGUUCCUAAUGUUGAAUUUGCUUUAGCUGUAUACAUACACCCAUAUCCCAAAAAUGUUUUGUCUGUUUGGAUCUAUGUUGCCUCCCUCAUACGCAACAGGUAAUUUUUUUCAUUGUAUCUUUUUUAUAUCAUGUAAAAACUACACUUAGGAUGUGAGAAUUUUAAAAAUUAUACUGAUCACACCGGAAGAAUGUAUUAUUCGCAAAUAAUGAAAUAAAAUUAUCAAUAUAUAUUUUUAAACUGUGUAAAAUAAGUGUUUUAUUAAGCAGUCAGCCCUAUCUCUGCCACUUUGACUCUAAAUUCAACUGA